This is a messenger RNA of Protopterus annectens (West African lungfish), 822 nucleotides long. RefSeq names its product histidine-rich glycoprotein-like. The coding region runs from base 1 to 822 and encodes 273 amino acids. The transcript has a single exon. NCBI's taxonomy places the organism in Eukaryota, Metazoa, Chordata, Ceratodontiformes, Protopteridae. The record is from RefSeq and is a predicted model, not a curated record.
AUGCACCAAAAUCAUUUGCCUCCCAAGCAGCAGUACCAUUCCAACAACUGCAGCAUGCACCAUAAUCAUUUACCUCUCAAGCAGCAGUUCCAUUCCAACAACUGCAGCAUGCACCAUAAUCAUUUACCCCUCAAUCCACAGUACCAUUCCAACAACUGCAGCAUGCACCAUAAUCAUUUACCCCUCAAUCCACAGUACCAUUCCAACAACUGUAGCAUGCACCAGAAUCAUUUGCCUCUCAAACAGCAGUACCAUUACAACAGCAGCAGCAUGCACCAGAAUCAUUUACCUCUCAAGCAGCCGUACCAUUCCAACAACUGCAGCAUGUACUGUAAGUAUUUACCUCUCAAGCAGCAGUACCAUUCUAAUAAUGGCAGUAUGAACCAGAAUUAUUUGCCUCUCAAGCAGCAGUACCAUCCCAACAACCGCAGUAUGCACCAGAAUCAUUUACUUGUCAAGCAGCAAUGCCAUUCCAACUGCAGUAUGCACUGCAAUCAUUUACCUUUCAAGCAGCAGUACCAUUCCAACAACUGCAGCAUGCACCAUAAUCAUUUACCUCUCAAGCAGCAGCUCCAUUCCAACAACUGCAGCAUGCACCAUAAUCAUUUACCUCUCAAGCAGCAGCAGUACCAUCCCAACAACUGCAGUAUGCACCAAAAUCAUUUACCUCUCAAGCAGCAGUACCAUUCCAACAACUGCAGCAUGCACUGUAAUCAUUUACCUUUCAAGCAGCAGUACCAUUCCAACAACUGCAGCAUGCACUGUAAUCAUUUACCUCUCAAGCAGCAGUACUAUAAUCAUUCACCUCUCAAGCAGCAAUAA